AUGACAAAAAGAGACCAGGAUGGCAUCCCCAAGCCGUCGUCCGAGUACCAGACCGUCAACAUGACUGAAAUUGUGCGCGAUGCCUACGACCAUCCCAACUACAGUGACCUGGUCAUCGAGUGUGGCAAGCAUACCUUUCCCGUCCACAAGAUGAUCGUCUGUCCUCAAGUAGACUUCCUGCGAGCCGCGUGCUGUGGAAAUUCAAAGACAGAGAUUAAUGGCAAGAUCCGCGUUCGACACGUCGAGCCAGCCGUCAUGGAUAAGAUGGUGCAAUUCCUCUACACGACCGAUUACACCAUGGACCUCCUGCCGCCAUCAGACGACGAUGAAGUCGAAAUCAAGUCUGAAACCGCCGAGAAGAGCCCUCAGCUUGUGGCGGCCAGCAUUGAGACGAACCAAGCCGUCCCGGUGAAUCUCCCCGAAGUGCCUAUCCGGCCAGACACCCACGAGCUCCCAACCCCAGUCAACAAACCAGCCUCAAUCUUCCAAGGUGCGGAAGUAUUCACCCAGCGAAGCGACAACGACGACGGCAAUGAAGAAGAAGAAGAAGAAGAAAAAGAAGAAGUAGAGGGAAAAGGCAGCGAAAGCGAAAGCGACGAGAACGACAACAACGACCCCGACGAAUUCGUCGAGAUCUGCCUAGUCAAUCCCGCUUUCUUUCACGUGCGCAUGUACAAAUGGGCCACCAAAUACAAAAUCAAGCCCCUGUGCUACCUUGCCGUCGUCAAGUUCCGCGAGCAGAUACGAAAGGGCAUUCUCAAGGAUUACCUGGAGGAUCUGAUCUACGAAGUCUAUUCAGAUGAGGACAGGGACACAUAUGAAGGAAUGCUGAGCGGAGCGCUGGUCGCCGAGGUUGUGACGCUCGUGUUUUAUUCUCGAUUUAAGGGGUUGGAUAUCCUGUCGACUGCUUUUUUGAAGGAGAGUCCUGGAUUCACGUUUGAUUUGUGCUGUGCGAUUAUGAAGAAGAUUGGUCGGCUUCCUGAGCGGUCCAUGCUUGAGUUUUUGGGACUUGGACGACCGGUUGAGACUUGA
This is a messenger RNA of Penicillium diatomitis, 1032 nucleotides long. Its product is annotated as BTB/POZ domain-containing protein. NCBI's taxonomy places the organism in Eukaryota, Fungi, Ascomycota, Eurotiomycetes, Eurotiales, Aspergillaceae. Gene Ontology annotation, molecular function: protein binding. The record is from RefSeq and is a predicted model, not a curated record. The coding region runs from base 1 to 1032 and encodes 343 amino acids. The transcript is spliced from 3 exons.